AUGCCUUCAACUACUCAAACAGACGACAAUGAUUCCAUAAUAUCGAAAAAUUGGGUUUGGGUACCUAACCAACCCGACUUGUUCACAAGAGGUUAUAUUUCUGAAUACUUGCCUGAUGGUAAAUGUAAAGUCAAUAUAGUGAAGGGACAAGAUUCAACAUCAACUAGUAGUACUAUAACAAUUGAUCAAAAAAUCUUGGAGAAUUGUAACCCUACAAAAUUCAACAAAUGUGAAGACAUGGCAGAGUUAACCCAUUUAAAUGAACCUUCAGUCGUUUACAAUUUAUAUCUUCGAUAUUUGGAUGAUUUGAUCUAUACAUAUUCUGGGUUGUUUCUUGUUGCUAUCAAUCCUUAUAAACUGUUGCCCAUCUAUAAUCAAGCUAUUCUUAAGAAAUACCACGAUUUCAAACCUGAUGGAUCAAGUUCAAGCGGUUUGAAGAGCCAACCGUCUCCUCAUAUCUUUGCUAUCGCCGAAUCCACUUUUAGAAAUUUGUUGAGUAAUAGGAAAGAUCAAAGUAUUCUAGUGACUGGGGAAAGUGGUGCCGGUAAGACUGAAAACACCAAAAAAAUUAUACAAUAUUUAUCUUCAAUCACCAAUGAUGAUGGUGGACAAGAAUCAAACAUUGACGUAAAGAUUUUACAGGCAAAUCCAAUAUUAGAAAGUUUUGGUAAUGCAAAGACCAUUAAAAAUAACAACUCAUCAAGAUUUGGGAAGUUUAUUCAAAUUUAUUUUUCUCAUGACAAUAAAGAGGAGAUAACAGGUGCAAAUAUUGAUUAUUAUCUUUUGGAGAAAUCAAGAGUUAUUAGCCAGGCAAGUCAAGAAAGAAAUUAUCAUGUAUUUUAUCAAUUCUUAAAAGGUUAUGAAAAUUUAUCUAGUUUGGGGUUGAACAAGGACUUGUCAACUUAUGGAUAUCUUAAAUCCGGACAAAUGACUAUUGCUAAUGUAGAUGAUUUCAAGGAAUUUAACUUAUUGGUUGAAGCUUUCAAGAUUAUGGGAUUCAGUGCUAGCGAGACUAAUUUCAUUUACCAAGUGUUGGCCAUUAUUUUGCAUUUAGGGAAUUUGGAUUUCACAUCAUGGAAGUCAGAACAAGCCAAUUUCACACCUGAUUCUCCUAUAGAGAAAAUUUCCGAAUUACUAGGAAUCGACAAUGGCAAAUUAGUUGAAAAUUUGUUAAGACCAAAAGUCAAGGCAGGUCGAGAAUUUGUCACCAAAUCCAAGAAAGCCAGUGAGGCUAAAUUUGCUAUCGACGCAUUUUCCAAAUAUUUAUACGAAAAGUUGUUUCAGUUUAUUAUUUCCAAGAUCAAUGAAAACUUGUAUAACCAAGAGAACACCAACGGUAAUUUCAUUGGCGUUUUGGAUAUUGCUGGUUUUGAAAUCUUUGACAUUAAUUCAUUUGAACAAUUAUGCAUUAAUUAUACCAAUGAAAAAUUACAACAGUUUUUCAACCAUCAUUCAUUUAUCUUAGAGCAAAGUGAAUAUUUACGUGAAAAUAUCAAUUGGGAAUUUAUUGACUUUGGUCAAGAUUUACAACCUACAAUUGAUUUAAUUGAAACUCGACAGCCAAUGGGUAUAUUGAAAUUGUUAGAUGAAGAGUGUUUGAUGCCAAAAUCAUCUGAUCAAUCCUUCAUGGAGAAAUUAAAUGCUAAUUUCACAGGAAAAAACCACAAAUUCUCACAAAACAAGUUCAAGAGUGGCUUCAUAAUCCAUCAUUAUGCCGGAAAAGUUGAAUAUAAUGUUGACAACUGGUUACAGAAAAAUACUGAUCCAAUUAGUGAAAACAUUUUGGCGUUAUUACCUGAAUCAACAAACCAAUUUAUUGCAGAAAUGUUUAGCAAUGAUCCACACUUGGUCCAACAAACCAACCAACGAAACUCUAAAUUGAAGACAGCGUCUCAAAAACACAAGGAUCAAUUGAAGGUGCUUAUGGAUCAAUUGGAAUCGACUGAACCUCAUUUUGUUCGUUGUAUCUUACCCAAUUUAGAAAAGAGAGCAAAUAAGUUUGAUAAAAACUUAGUCCUUGGUCAAUUACGAUGCAAUGGUGUUCUUGAAGGGAUCAGAAUUACACGAGCAGGAUACCCUAACAGAAUGAUGUUUGAUGAAUUUAUUUCAAGAUAUUCUAUUAUAUGUGAGAAGGAGGUAUUUAGCAAGAAUAGUAAAACUACCAGUGAGAUCAUUCUUAAGAAUGCCAAGUUAGAUCCAGAUACAUACAAGGUGGGGAUUACCAAGAUUUUCUUCAAGAAUGGUAUUUUGGGACAAUUGGAAGUUCUACGAGAUUUGAGUUUAAAGAGUAUUUUCACUGACUUGCAAAGAGCCAUAAGAGGUAAUUUGGCAAGAGCAACUCUUAAACAACAAAUAAAAGAAAUUCAAUCUGCCCAGAUCAUUGCCAAGACAAUGAAGAUUUUGGAUGAAGUGAAGGAGACGUCUCCGUGGAUGAAUUUGUUUUUCCAGAUCAAACCAUUGUUGGAAGAUUCAGUCAAAGUUUUGGAUUCUAAAGAGAUGCAAGAGAAUUUAAAGAAUAUGACUGUCAAACUCAAAGAUACAGAGAAAUUAAAGAAUGGCUUGGAGAAGGAUAAUGAAAAGCUACGUGAACAAUUGAAUAAAUUGGAAGACGAGAUUAUUGCAAUCAAUGGAACUAUUAAAGACAAAGAUGACCAAAUGUCUAGAUUAAAGAUUGAGCAUGCGAAAUCACACAAGAUGGUUGAAACUCUUGAAACGAAGAUCAAAGAUUUCCAACAAGCUAACGAAGAAUUGGUUAAUGAAAGGGAGAAAUUGACUAAUAGAUCUUUGGACCUUCAUGAUCAACACAAUAAGAAAGUUGAAGAAUUAACUGAGUUGAAUAAGUUACAUGAAGUUGCUCAAGAAGAGUUAGCUAAAUUAAAGGACAAGCUUGCUAAUGUAAGCAAAUUAGAAAAAGAUCACCAACAAGAGUUGAAAAGUGUUAGAGAACAGCAUGAUAAAUCUAUUCAUGAAUCAACUUUGAAGAAUUCACAAUUGGAAGAAUUGACAAAGAAGUUAAAGUCUGAUUUGUCAUCUCAUGAGAAAUUACUUCCUGAACACAAAUCAUUGAAACAAGAGAUCAAGAAGUUGAAGGGUUUGAUAACUGAAAGUGAAUUCAAAUAUGCCAACCAACAAAACACUAUUACAUCCUUGCAGUCUCAAUUGACAAAAGAUGAAAGCAAAAAGGUCAAAUACGAAGGCAAGAUUGAAGAAGCCAAGGAAAAAGUUUCAUUAUUGAAAGCCAAACUUGAAAAGAAAUCAGCUGAACUUGACGAUUAUAAAAAACAAGUGAAGCAAUUGAAAGCCGAUUUAGCUGCUGUUAACACUAAACUCGGUGAGCACGAUGAAUUAAAACAACAAUUGAGUAGUUUGAAAUCAGAUGAAUCUAAACGUCUUGAUGAAUUGGCGUCAUACAAACAAAAAUUGUCCAAUGCCUUAAACGACCAGAAAUCGAUUGAGUCUCAGUUUAACACUCUCAGAGUUGAAUGCGAUGAUUUGAAAAAGACCAAGGCAGAGUAUAGUAACAAGAUUCAUUCUUUGACUUCACAAAUCAAUCAAAUCAAUCAGGACAUUAAACAGAAGGAAUUGGAAAAAGAAAAUCAACCACCAGAUCCACAAAUAAUGGAAGAAUACACUCAUAUGAAGAUAAAACUCAAUGAACAAAGUGCCACCUUGAGGAAAGAGAAAUUUGAAAACAAGAAGUUAACAGAGGAGUUACAAUUAAUUAAGGAGAGAAUCAUGUCUGGUUCUUUAACUAGUAUGGAUUUAACUCCUAAAAGAAGAUCCUUGGCAAUUGGUGAAAGAUCAAUCAUUACUAGUAACGUUGACUUUUUGAACCAAGAAGUUGAAAAUUUGAAGUUUCAAGUACGUCAAGAAGUGGCAAAUUUCCAAAGAGCCGAAAACUAUGCUAUUGAAUUACAAAAGAAGUUGAACAAGUUGAUGGCUACUAGAGGCAUCAAUAGUGCAACAGAUUAUGAAAAGAAGUACAAGGAGUCUCAAGAUAGAAUUCACAAGUUGGAAAGCAAGAUUGAAGGGUUAAUCACUGCUGAUGACAGUUUUAAUGACAGUAUGACUUCCAAUUCAUCUAGACAUUCCUUAAUCAGAAGCGAUAGUUUUAACAACAGCUUAAAAGGUGUGAGUCAAGAAUAUGUUCAAAUUUAUCAAGAUGUCACAAAAACUUUGAAGUCUACUCGUGAAGAAUUGAGUGUUUCUAAAUCGGAGAUUUUGAGAUUGAAAGCUUUGUUGAGAGAAUCCGAAGAUGAAUUAUACCAAGUUAAGCAAGAAAAUUACAAAACCUCAGUGAAUGACUAUGAGCAGGAUUUGGCACAAUUAAAAGUAAAACACGAGACUUUAUUAUCUCGUAAUAGAGACAUUUCUGAAAGCUUGGAGGUCUACAGGAAACGUGCUGAUGAGUAUUACAACAAAUUGGAAAUGGCUGAAGCUGCUGUUAAACUUUCUAAAAAGAAUGAGGCUUCUGCUGUUGAAGAAAUGAAAGAGAUGAGAAAUCAAUUGAUUUUAACCAAAGAAGAAUGUCGUACUUCCCAGAUUUUGAUUAAAGAUUUUAGAAUCAAGAUUGGCAAAUUUGAAGAACAGAUUGUUGUGAAGGAUCAAAUGUUGCAGUCAUCUAAAGAAGAAAUCCAGUCCCUCAAGGAUAAAUUAAAUUAUCAUUUGAGUAAUUACGAGAAUAAAGAAUUAACAGAGAAAUAUAAAGAAGAGAUUAGGAACUUAAACAAGGAGUUAAAUUUCAAGAUUGACAAUGAAACAAAGUUGAUUAAAGAGACCAAGAAGUUACAAUUGGACUAUGAAGAUGCAAUAUUGGCUAAGGAUAAUUUGACCAAGGAAUUGGAGGACCUGGUGUUGCGUGAAGAGAGAUUAGAAUUACGUAUCGACGAGUUGUCUAACAAUUUAAGAACAUUGGAGAAUGAAAAUGUAAUUAAUGAUAGAAAAAUCGUCAAUUUCAAUAGACAAGUUUCUGGUUUGAAACAACUUAUUGAAGAAAUAUCCACAGAAAGAGAUCGUAUCUUGAAAGAAAAGGCUGAAUUAUCCAACGAACUAAACAAAUUGAGUACUAAACAUGAUAGAACUACCACUGACUUGAAGCAAACUCAAGCUGAGUUGGCAUUUAUCAAGCAACAUUUGGAAAACCAACGUGAAGAUUCUGAAGCCAUCAAAUCUGAACUCAAUCAAUCCAAACUUUCCACAACUUCUGAUUAUCGAGAACAACAAAAGAUCCGUCAUGAAUUAUUGGUCACUAAAGAAGAAAACUUCAGUCUUCUGAAGACCAAUAAAGAAUUGAAUGAUAAAGUUGAAAGUUUGGAAGAGAAAUUAUACAGUAAUGAACAAUUGAAGUAUUUGGAAAGUAAAGUCAAGUCUUUAACAAAAUCUUUGGAUUCUGCCACUGUUGAAAAGAAUGAGGAUGAAAAGAAUAUCAAGAAUUUGGAAAGACAAGUUAAGAACUUGGAAAUUAGACUCGAAAAUGAAUCUAGUUUGAGCAAACGUUAUAAUGAUGAGAAUUUCGAUUACCAGAAUAAAGUCAAUCAUUACAAAAGUACAAUUGAUAUUUUACAUAAUGAGAAUUUGGAAAAAGAUUUACAAUUAAAAGGUAUUCAAAGAGAAAAUAUUGAAAUCAAAGAAACGAUGUUGAUGUUGCAAAAAGAAGUUUUAGAAUUACGUGAGAAAUUACGUGUAUAG
Molecule: messenger RNA, 5688 nt
Organism: Candida tropicalis MYA-3404
Lineage: Eukaryota; Fungi; Ascomycota; Pichiomycetes; Serinales; Debaryomycetaceae
Gene: MYO1
Product: myosin 1
Exons: 1
Coding region: 1-5688 (1895 amino acids)
Biological process (GO): vesicle transport along actin filament; actin filament organization
Cellular component (GO): actin cytoskeleton; vesicle; myosin complex
Molecular function (GO): actin filament binding; microfilament motor activity; ATP binding
Source: RefSeq, a predicted model, not a curated record